Molecule: messenger RNA, 2880 nt
Organism: Sorghum bicolor (sorghum)
Lineage: Eukaryota; Viridiplantae; Streptophyta; Magnoliopsida; Poales; Poaceae
Product: homeobox protein BEL1 homolog
Exons: 5
Coding region: 465-2345 (626 amino acids)
Biological process (GO): regulation of transcription by RNA polymerase II
Molecular function (GO): DNA-binding transcription factor activity, RNA polymerase II-specific; RNA polymerase II cis-regulatory region sequence-specific DNA binding
Source: RefSeq, a predicted model, not a curated record
GGGGCCUAGCUAUCAUCUGCUACCCUGCUGCUAGUGCUACUAUUCUUGCCCGCCCGAUUGCUACUUGCAACGCAUCUUAUUUGACUUAAUUAGCUUGCUUCUGUUUUCUUCCUUUCUUUCUCAUUAUAUACAAUAUAUAUUUUCUCUGGAAUAUCAGUGUCUCCGUGUGUAUGUGUUCCUCUCGAUGAUGAUGCUUGUCGUCUGGGCUGCUGGUCGAUGAGCUAGCUAGUAUCAGUAGCUAGCUAGCGCCAUGGAUCACUGCUGUCCGGCCGGUGGUCUCUGCUGCUGCUGCUGAGCACUAACUACCUCUCCCACUUCUUGUAGCUAUGUCAGGAAAGAUUUAUCUGGUCGGCCGAGCGCUCCUUCUCUGAAACACUGAAGAAGCUCCAGCUAGCUGCCUGACAACAGCCACUUUGCACGACAACACAAAACCAAGAGAAGCUAGAGGCCGAUCGACCGAGACGAUGGCGCACGAUCCCAGUCUGGGCUUCGCGGACUACUUCUCGGCAGCGGCGGCGGCUGGCGCCACGGCGAUGGACGACGACGACGUCGGGGCGCCGGAGCUCUAUGGCUUGCACGCCGACAUGGAGUUCCUCGGCAUGCGUGGCCUGGCCGCCAUGCCCGCCGCGGCCCACCACCACCACCACCACGGCCACGGCCACAGCAAGGCCGGUGUGCUCGUCGACGACGACGCGGGGCCAGACGGCAGCGGCUCCAACACGGACGACGCCACCAUGCGAUUCCUGAGCGAGCAGCAGCAUCAUCCGAGUCACCAGCAGGCGCCGCUGUCGCUAUCGCUGUGCCGGCCGGACGGUGGUGGCGUGGGCGUGACGACGUCGUUGCACGAGCAACAACAACAACUCGGCGGCGGCUCGUCCCGGCACCAUCAGCAGCAGCAUCCGGCGCCGCCCGCGGCGUGGAUGCAGCAGCACGACUACUCGCCGCAGCCGCAGCACGCGUGGCACCUGCGCGGCUCCAGGUUCCUCGUCCCCGCGCAGCAGGUCCUGCAGGAGUUCUGCAGCCUCCCCGUGGACAGCAGCAGCGCCGCCGCUUCCAGCAAGCGCGCCUCCAAGCCGUCCUCGCACCAGCAGCAAGAAGACGGCGGAGAGGGGUCGUCGUCGUCGGCCUCCUGGGCGCCGUCGCUGCAGAUCCAGGCCAUGGACGCGCUGGAGCUGCAGCGGCUCAAGGACAAGCUCUACAUCAUGCUGGAAGAGGUGGACCGGAGAUACCGGCGGUACUGCGAGCAGAUGCGUGCGCUGGCGGGCGGGUUCGAGGCGGUGGCCGGGGAGCGCGCGGCGGCGGCGUACACGGCGCUGGCGUCGCGCACCAUCUCGCGGCACUUCCGGAGCCUCCGUGACGGCGUGGUGGCGCAGCUGCAGGCGGCGCGGAGGGCGCUCGGGGAGAAGGACGUGGCGGUGCCCGGGAUGACGCGCGGGGACACGCCACGGCUGAGGGUGCUGGACCAGUGCAUCCGCCAGCAGAAGGCGCUCACCCAGGCCGGCAUGGUGGAGGCCCACCCGUGGCGACCCCAGCGCGGACUCCCUGAGCGCGCAGUCACCAUCCUCCGGGCAUGGCUCUUCGAGCACUUCCUGCACCCGUAUCCAAGCGACGUGGACAAGCAUAUCCUGGCUCGCCAGACGGGCCUCUCACGGAGCCAGGUGUCCAACUGGUUCAUCAAUGCGCGGGUCAGGCUCUGGAAGCCAAUGGUGGAGGAGAUGUACGUCGAGGAGAUGAAGGCUGAAGGCCAGCUGGAAGACGGCGGCGGCGGGGACCAGCAGCAGGGCCAGGGCGUCAGCAACAACCCUAACCCUAGCAACGCCGCCGCCGAGGCGGCUGAUGAUGGCUGCGGGGACAACGGCGCCGUCGUCGUCGACCGGAAGCCGACGCGGGCGCAGCUCCUGCACGACGCGGGCUCGCUCGCCUCCGUCGUCAACAUCGGCAGCGGCUCACGCGCGGGCGCCGCAGCGCGGCCGCUCGAGAACUUCGGCAUCGUGGACCACCUCGACUUCGACGCGUACGGCGGCGGCCACCACGCCGGCGGGGGCUUCGGCGGCGGCGUGUCGCUCACGCUGGGCCUGCAGCAGCACGACUCCCACGACGGCGGCGUCAACAUCGCGUUCGGCGCGCCGCCGACGCCCGCACACCACCACGGCGGCGCCGCGGGGUACCUGUUCGCUCCGACGACGACGGCCGGCCAUCAGAUGGGCGGCGGCCUGCACCCGGGGCAGCAACACCACGUCCAGUUCGGCGGCGCCAGCAUCGACGGCGAGGCGGCGCACGGGCAGGAGCAUUACCGGGGCCUUCAGGGCGCCGGGUUUCACCUCCUGCGUGACCUGGCCGGGUGAUCCGAUAGAUCCACCACCCGUCGGCCGCGAGCUCUAGCUGCGAGUGAGUUGUGACCGAUGGGGACGUCGUGCCGGCGCCUAGCUAGCUACGGGUACCGCUGCUGCCGGAUGCAUGGCAUGCACUUGCGCGCGCGCGCGCCCAUCGGCCAGCAAACGCUGUGUACGCACCUGAUUUGUUUGGCUUGUUGCUUGCCUGGCUCAGCAUGCACGCCGCUCUCGGUCUCGAACGCCACCGCCGCUCGUCGUCGCCGCCGGCGUGCAGUUUGGCCGGCGCUAGCUACCUGCCGGAGUUAUAUACUAUAUGUAUUAUGUAGCGUGUGUACAGAUCGAUCGGAUUUUGGAUCGCGAGCAGUUUGGACGCGCGCAGGUGCACCUAGAGUAGUAGCCCGCCGGAACUGCGUAGUUGAAACACGCAUGCAUGCAGCUUAAUUGCAUUGUUUGUCAAAUUGGUGAAGGAUUCAACAGCUCAAUUUAUGCCAGGCGAUAUGAUGUUCCUGGCUGAUUUGUCAGCAGGUCAUGGCCAUGUUUUCAUCCA